Molecule: messenger RNA, 2745 nt
Organism: Labrus bergylta (ballan wrasse)
Lineage: Eukaryota; Metazoa; Chordata; Actinopteri; Labriformes; Labridae
Gene: l2hgdh
Product: L-2-hydroxyglutarate dehydrogenase
Molecular function (GO): (S)-2-hydroxyglutarate dehydrogenase activity
Source: RefSeq, a predicted model, not a curated record
ACACCCUACAGAAGAAGAAGAAGCAGUCUGGGAGGGCAGCGACACCAGACCCAGAUCCAGAUCCAGAGGAGACUCCCUGACGGAGACUCUAAGGAGACUCUGUGAAGUCCGUCAUGAUGAUCCGGACUCUGAGCACGGCCUCGGCUCGAGCUGUCGGAGCUGCGCAGAAAAAACUGCUAAUAAAGGACACACGAAGAAGACACCUGCACAGCACGUGUGACGUGGCGGUGGUGGGCGGCGGCAUUGUUGGGCUGGCCACAGUCAGAGAGCUCAUCCUGAGACACCCAACCCUCAGCUUCGUCCUGCUGGAGAAGGAGAAGGAGCUCGCCUUUCAUCAGAGCGGACACAACAGUGGCGUCAUCCACAGCGGGAUCUACUACACGCCGGGCUCUCUGAAGGCUCGUCUGUGUGUGCGAGGAGCCACGUUAGCGUACGAGUACUGUGAGAAGAAAGGACUGCCCUACAAGCGAUGUGGGAAGCUGAUCGUGGCGUUGGAGCAGGAGGAGAUCCCACGGCUGAAGGCGCUGUAUGAGCGCGGCAUGAAGAACAACGUGCGAGACCUGAGUAUCGUGGACGCUAAGGGGAUCCGAGAGCGAGAGCCAUACUGCAGGGGGAUCAUGGCGUUGGAUUCUCCGUACACCGGCAUCGUGGACUGGAGGAUGGUGGCGCUCAGAUACGGCAGAGACUUUGAGGAGGCGGGCGGCACGGUGCUCACGGACUCUGAGGUCAACAACAUCGCCGCGGUCAACGAGAGCCCGUCUGGGAGCGCCGAGGGAAUGAAAUAUCCGCUCGCCAUCAGAGACACGAAGGGCAGAGAGGUGCACUGUCAGUACGUCCUGACCUGCGGAGGCCUGUACUCAGACCGCCUCUCUCAGAUGUCAGGAUGCAGCGGUGAGCCGAGGAUCGUCCCCUUCAGAGGAGAUUAUUUAGUCCUGAAGCCCGAGAAACACCACCUGGUCAAAGGAAACAUCUACCCAGUUCCUGACCCUCGUUUCCCGUUCCUCGGCGUUCACUUCACCCCACGGAUGGACGGGAGCGUGUGGCUCGGCCCGAACGCCGUCCUGGCCUUCAAAAGAGAAGGUUACAAAGUGUACGACUUCAACGCCCGAGAUUUUGCGGACGCCCUCUCGUUCAGAGGUCUCCAGAAGUUGGUGAUGAGAAACUUGACGUACGGAAUCGGAGAAAUGUAUCGAGGAGUUUUUAUUGGAGCUCAGGUGAAAAUCCUGCAGAAGUACAUCCCUGACCUGAGUCUGGGAGACGUGCUCAGGGGUCCUGCAGGUGUUCGGGCUCAGGCGCUCGAUCGAGACGGGAACCUGGUGGACGACUUUGUGUUUGAUGGCGGAGUCGGGGACGUGGGCAGUCGGGUUCUCCACGUGCGUAACGCCCCCUCGCCAGCAGCCACCUCCUCCCUCGCCAUCGCUGAGAUGAUUGCAGACGAGGUGGAGAGCCGCUUCACGCUGUAGAGACAGCGUGGAAGGAAAACCCAAUACGAUCAAUCCUGAACAUCAGAAUAUCACUACCUCCACUCACCGUCAGCAACGAGCCGUUUCUUAAAGGACAGGUCAGAGGUCAAGCCUACAGGUCAGAGGUCAAACCUUAAUUUAGGGGGAAACUCACUUCAACAGAUCUUUCCUCACCAUGUUUCAAGUCUGGAGGCAGAGAGCAUGACAAUAGAAUAACAUGAGCUUUUAUUGUGACGGGGGGUGGAAGUGCGGUAAGGAUGAGCUUUCAUUGUGACGGGGGGUGGAAGUGCGGUAAGGAUGAGCUUUUAUUGUGGCGGGGGGUGGAAGUGCGGUAAGGAUGAGCUUUUAUUGUGGCGGGGGGUAGAAGUGCGGUAAGGAUGAGCUUUUAUUGUGGCGGGGGGUGGAAGUGCGGUAAGGAUGAGCUUUAUUGUGACGGGGGUGGAAGUGAGGUAAGGAUGAGCUUUUAUUGUGGCGGGGGGUGGAAGUGAGGUAAGGAUGAGCUUUUAUUGUGGCGUGGGGUGGAAGUGAGGUAAGGAUGAGCUUUUAUUGUGGCGUGGGGUGGAAGUGAGGUAAGGAUGAGCUUUUAUUGUGACGGGGGGUGGAAAUGAGGCGGGGGGUGGAAGUGAGGUAAGGAUGAGCUUUUAUUGUGACGGGGGGUGGAAAUGAGGUAAGGAUGAGCUUUUAUUGUGGCGGGGGGUGGAAGUGAGGGACUAUGAAAAUGUUUAAAUAUCGCACAGAGAGAAAUCCAAAAAGUGAACUGAAAGGUUUUUUAAGGAGAAGUUAACGUUUAUAACGAUGUUGUUAUUAAAGUUUCAAACAGGAAGUAGAGAAUGAUCGUCUUCCUGUUGUGGCUGCAGAACGCACAGUUUUUCGUACGCUGUUCGACACUUUUUUAUCUUUAAAGAUUUAUUUUUAUGACUGUAUUAAAGACACGGGACGGACUCUGACCCGGGCCGCCCACCAGGACUACAGCCUCCGUACAUGGAGUGUGCAAACUAACCACUAGGCCACUGGCUCCCUGAUUAUUCUAGUCACCAUAGUAACAUAAAGACAAACUGGUUUAGGACACUGGGAUGUUUGGUGCUUCUUGAUUAAUGAAAGUGUCUCAGAAUGUUUCUAGAACAUCUCUAACUUUCUCUUUUCUACAUUUAGAGACGGAGGAAUGUUUGUUUUUUACAAUGAGAGAUUCUUUUUGACAAACGAUGUCUGAUGUUUGUAACAAACCAUGAAAAGAUUAAAGCGAUGAUGUAAUCGCUCUGUAAUAAAGUCUUGAUAAACAUUU